AUGGGGCUCUCUGGGGACUUAGAGCGAGGGCUGGCGGCGACCACUCUGCGACUUCUCAGCGUGGUGCUUCCGGCCGGCCGGGCCCCCACCCUGCGGCGGGGGAGGCGGAGGAGCCUGCGCCGAGGCCGCCGUGAGUCAGGCCUGCGCCGCCGAGCCCCGCGCGUUCCCUACCCGCAAGGUUCGGCCGAGGGACGCGGAUCGGCGGCGGACAGAGCGCGAAGCGGCGCGCGGGACGGUGCAAGGACGCGCGCCGAGCGCUGGGGUCCGCCGCCCAGGAGUCAUCAGCAGGCCCAGGGCCCCAGCCAGUGCCCAGCCCCGCUGGGAGCCCCGGCCAGCACCACGGACGGCACCCAGGAAGCCCGAGUGCCCCUGGACGGGGCCUUCUGGCUCCCGCGGCCCCCGGCUGGUUCCCCCAAGGGCUGCUUUGCCUGCAUGUCCAAGCCCCCCGCGCUGCAGGCUCCUGCAGCCUCUGGCCCCGAGCCCUCAGCCUCGCCCCCCAUGGCACCCACCCUGUUCCCCAUGGAGUCCAAGAGCAGCAAGACGGACAGUGUGCGGGCGGCCGGCGCGCCCCCCACCUGCAAGCACUCAGCGGAGAAGAAGACCAUGACCAAUCCCACGACGGUUAUCGAGGUCUACCCGGACACCAGCGAGGUCAAUGACUACUACCUGUGGUCCAUCUUCAACUUCGUCUACCUCAACUUCUGCUGCCUCGGCUUCAUCGCCCUGGCCUACUCCCUCAAAGUCCGGGACAAGAAGCUCCUCAAUGACCUGAACGGUGCGGUGGAGGACGCCAAGACGGCCCGACUGUUCAACAUCACCAGCUCGGCCCUGGCUGCUUCCUGCAUCCUGCUGGUCUUCAUUUUCCUGCGGUAUCCACUCUCCGACUACUGAGCGCCCAGCAUGUGGGCGGCCCGAGCACACCCGCUCGUGUCCAUGCCGGGUCAUGCCAGGGGUUGUGCUUCCGCCCUUGGGGUCUGGGAGGCCUGGAGGGAGCCGGCCCACCACUCCGUCUCCUGCCUCUGCCCUUGUGUGUGUGCGUGUGCAGGCCUUGGGCUGCCCCUGUACUGUGCACCCUGGCUUCUGGCGGCUGCCCUCUUAUACCCUCCCCA
Ochotona princeps (American pika) is the source of this 1109-nucleotide messenger RNA. It is a transcript of the gene IFITM10, whose product is annotated as interferon induced transmembrane protein 10. Gene Ontology annotation, cellular component: plasma membrane. The coding region runs from base 1 to 891 and encodes 296 amino acids. The transcript is spliced from 4 exons. The record is from RefSeq and is a predicted model, not a curated record. NCBI's taxonomy places the organism in Eukaryota, Metazoa, Chordata, Mammalia, Lagomorpha, Ochotonidae.